GAGACUCGGGAACGAGAAACAUCCGCGGUUUACCAAGGAAGCUCUGGGUGCGUCGCGCGCCCCGAUUUACCAGGAACAGUGUCGGUUCCGUGGGUUGCUUACUCGAGUAUCGACCUAUGCUGUGUCGUGCGGGGCAGAAGGCAAAAUCGAUGAUGCCGGUGGGAAUAACACACACGUACAUCUCGAGCUAGUGUGGAUAACAUGGUUCCAUUCACCACCGCAUUGGCUUGGCUGGGACCAUGGACCCCUACCUUUACCUUGUUGUCUUGGUCUCCUUGACAGACCAUACGUAGUAGGUAGCUACGCAAGCAUUUGUAAGCUGGAGGGGAGGCCCGGCUUGACGAUGGGCAAGGAGGGGUUAUCGGUAUCGGGGCAGAGGAGCUUUUUUCCCCUGGGCGACGCAAGUGCCGACUGGAUUGUUACUUAAAGGGGCUUGUUGAUCUAGAGCUUUUGCAAUUGAGUUUGGCUUUGGUUACCAAAGUAGAUACCCCUCCGAACAACAACACUUUACAACUUCUAUACCAACACAGCUAUCAACACAGAGGUAGGCAUUCAUUCGCCCAACACUCGGACAGAGACCAACACUGAUAUAUCACAAUCCAGAAUACCCAAACAAUACGCACAAACAAUGGCGACAAACCAAGCAGUAAAGACAAUCGAAGCGGGCGUCGCAAAGGUAGUCGACGCGCCCGUCCCCACCCUCCCCGCCGACGACUACAUCCUCGUCAAGACGACGGCCGUGGCGAUCAACCCGACGGACUGGAAGCACGUCGACCUCGCCGAUAAGGCGGGCUGCGUCGGCAUCUGGGUCGGGUGCGACUACGCCGGCGUCGUCGAGGAGGUGGGCAAGGGCGUGACGAAGGAUUUCAAGAAGGGGGAUCGGAUUUGCGGGCCUGUCAACGGAUCAAACGCUCUGAGAGAGAUUGACGGCGCGUUCGCAAAGUACAUCGCCGUCAAGGGCGACGUGCAGAUCAAGACGCCGGACAACAUCUCAGACGAAGAGGCCGCGACGCUCGGCAUCGCCGUCACCACAGUCGGCCAGGGCCUCUACCAAGGCCUCAACCUCCCCCUCCCAACCGAACCCACGACCGCCACCCCGGCCCCCACGAUCCUCAUCUACGGCGGCAGCACGGCGAUGGGCAUCUCGGGCAUCCAAUACGCGAAACUCUCGGGCUACCGCGUCCUCGCCACCUCGUCGCCUCACAAUUUCGAGUACCUCAAGUCGCUCGGCGCCGACGAGGUCUACGAUUACAAGUCGCCCACCGUCUCGGAAGAUAUCCGCAAGGCGACAAACGACGAGCUUACGCUGGCGUGGGAUUGCCAGUCGACCAACGAGAGCGUCGUCUUGGUGGCGAAAGCGCUGAGCAGCACAAAGGGAGGUGUUAUUGGGACUCUGCUGCCUGUUGAUAAAAAGGUCGUCAAGGAGGUGAAUGACAAGGUGGAGGUGAAGAUGAGUUUGUAUUAUACUGUUUUUGGGGAGGAGUUUGGAUACUUUGGCAAGAGGGACCCCGUACAGGAAAACUACGAGUUCGGCAAAAAGUUUUGGGAAAUCAGCCGCGGGUUGCUGGCCGAGGGCAAGCUGAAGCCCAUCCGCGUCGUCAAGAACCAGGGGGGCAGCGGCCUCGAGGGCGUCGUUGUCGGGUUGAAGGAGUUGAAGGAGGGCAAGGUCAGCGCCGGCAAGCUCGUCUACACCAUUUGAGAAC
This is a messenger RNA of Colletotrichum scovillei, 1703 nucleotides long. Its product is annotated as zinc-binding dehydrogenase. NCBI's taxonomy places the organism in Eukaryota, Fungi, Ascomycota, Sordariomycetes, Glomerellales, Glomerellaceae. The coding region runs from base 629 to 1699 and encodes 356 amino acids. Gene Ontology annotation, molecular function: oxidoreductase activity, acting on NAD(P)H. The record is from RefSeq and is a predicted model, not a curated record. The transcript has 4 exons.